AUGGCGUUGUUGGCUCGAUUGAGAAGGACGGCCAGACAGGCGCGACACAAAUGUUGCUGUGUGAAAAGCGGUGUGGACGCAACAACACCUCAGGCGCAGGUGGCUAGGGCGCUCAAGCGACAGCGUGAACGAUCGAAAGUGGAUGGCGACUCGGACGCAGAUGUUACAAUGUCCUUGAAGACAUUGGGCAGGCAAGCUGGAUCGCCUGUGGACGUGUGGAUUGCGGUUGCUUUGGAGGAAGCGACGACAGAGAAGCAGCCAGAAGUGGUUGAAGAGAAGAAGAAGAACAAGAAGAGCAAAAAGAAGAGGGCUAAAGGAGAUGAAGAGGCCAAGCUGAAGAAUAAGAAAGAAAGAAGUGAAAGAAAAGAAAGCAGGCGGGAGGAAAGGCGCCUGAAGAAGGAGGAAAAGAGGAGAAAGAGGGUUGCAAGCCUAGAGUUGGACAGAGAAUCCACCUCCAUGAGGGAGGACAAGGGGGAAUCAGUGAAACUAAGAGAAUCAGCACAACUUGCAACACCACAAAUGAUUGCGACUGACGAAGGAGAAAAUGUAGAAAUCACCCCGUUGACGCAGCGUCGUAAGGAGAAUGCACCGCAAGGUUCAACAGUUGACCCUCCAAUUUUGAUAGAUGCGUUAGAAGAAUAG
Benincasa hispida (wax gourd) is the source of this 642-nucleotide messenger RNA. Lineage: Eukaryota; Viridiplantae; Streptophyta; Magnoliopsida; Cucurbitales; Cucurbitaceae. The record is from RefSeq and is a predicted model, not a curated record.